AUGAGUGAAAAACGCAAAGCGGGGAGUGGCAAUGCCGAUGCUGUGCAAAGAAAGGAACCCGAGUUGUCUGGUGAAAGUUAUGUGAACACACAAGAUGCGGUGCAGCCGGACGUCGACAAUGCAGCCGAGGCAGGCAAGAGGCAGUGCCCGCCACAAGUGCCUCCACCCUCAACCGCCACCGUAGAGAAAUGGGCCUGGGGCUUGGCCGUAGUUGCGCUGCUGCUCGUCAUUGGCAAGUGGCGCUAUGAUGAGUACAUGGCUGCACACGACCCGAACAUACUGCAGGAGGACUACAUGGAGUACCUGCGCCAGCGGUGGUCGCGCCAGGGAGAGGCACUACUCGCCAACGUCUCUCAGGACCCGAGCUUCACGCGCUACGGCGACAGGCGCAUUUACUUCCGCGCCAUCACGCGGACAGUUCCUGUGCCCGACAGCACGCCGCCAGCAUACAAGACGAAGAUCGCGAUGUCAGAGGUGGACGACGACAACCGCUGGCGCGAAGACGAUGACAACAAUAACAAUGACGGUGACGAGCUACAGUGUGUCGGCGACGAUGGCGUCGUGCACAUGCACUCCGUCGGCCUGCGCUCUGACGGCAUGCGCUUCACGUCCUCUUACGUGAAAGGCGUGAAGGCGGAGGAGCGGCGUCUGGAUCGACACGUCUCGUGCCUGCGCAGCGUCCUACCGCUCAUGUGCCGCGGCGACAAGUGGGAGGUCGUGUGCGCUCCGGAGGAGGCGUUCGGCAACGCUGGCGAGCGAGAAGUGCCGCCCGGCGCAACGGUCGUGUGGCGCGUCAGCGUCGAGCGCGUCGACGGCAGCGGC
This is a messenger RNA of Trypanosoma grayi, 822 nucleotides long. RefSeq names its product putative FKBP-type peptidyl-prolyl cis-trans isomerase. The transcript has a single exon. NCBI's taxonomy places the organism in Eukaryota, Euglenozoa, Kinetoplastea, Trypanosomatida, Trypanosomatidae. Gene Ontology annotation, molecular function: peptidyl-prolyl cis-trans isomerase activity. The annotation marks the transcript as partial. The record is from RefSeq and is a predicted model, not a curated record.